Aureococcus anophagefferens is the source of this 2121-nucleotide messenger RNA. RefSeq lists its product as hypothetical. The record is from RefSeq and is a predicted model, not a curated record. Bases 14 to 2065 code for a protein of 683 amino acids. Gene Ontology annotation, molecular function: long-chain fatty acid-CoA ligase activity. NCBI's taxonomy places the organism in Eukaryota, Pelagophyceae, Pelagomonadales, Pelagomonadaceae. The transcript has a single exon. Gene Ontology annotation, cellular component: membrane.
GACAACUCGCGCAAUGUCCAUCAGAACUGGACGUAUUCUGUGGUCGUCCGGGGCCUCGCGCCCGGCCCCCGCGGCCCUCGCCGCGACCCGGCGCGGGUUGAGCGCCUGGUCCAACGACUCCGUCCCGACGGGGUCCGUGGCGACGCUCCACGAGCUGGGCGUCGCCGCGGGCGAGGCCUACGGCGACCUCAAGUCCCUGGGCACGCGCAAGGACGGCGCCUGGGUCUGGACGACCUUCGCCGAGCGCGCGGCGCGCGCCGACGCCCUGGGCAACGCCCUCGCGAGCUACGGCGUCGAGCGGGGCGACCGCGUCGCCGUCAUCAGCAAGAACCGCGAGGAGUUCGUCGCGACCAUGUACGGCGCGUACGCCGCGGGCGCCGCGCACGUGCCCAUGUACGAGCAGCAGAAGCCCGAGGAGUGGGAGUACAUCCUCAACGACUCCGAGGCCAAGGUCGUCUUCGUGUCCACGGCCGCGCUCCUGCCGUCCGCGCGCGAGGCCGCGCGCAAGUACGGCAAAAAGGUGCUCUGCUUCGAGGACCUCGAGGCCGGCGGCGAGCACAACUUCGCCGAGGCGCUGGACUACGGCGCGACGCUCGACGGCGCCGCCGCCGCGGCCCAGCGGCCGUCCGCGAGUGACCUCGCGUCGCUCAUCUACACGUCGGGCACGACGGGCAAGCCCAAGGGCGUCGAGCUCACGCACGACAACCUCGUCUGGAACUGCACGACCAUGCGCGACCUCAUGCGCGAGGAGAUGGGCGCCAUCGGCCACUACCCGACGGCGCCCGUGCGGUCCCUCGCGAUCCUGCCCUGGGCGCACAUCUACGGCCAGACCAUCGAAUUGCACGGCAUGACCGCCGCGGGCCACGAGGUCGCGGUGGCCACGGACCCGACGACCUUCCUGGCCGAGGUCGCCGAGGCGAAGCCCGACUGCCUCUUCGCCGUGCCCGCGCUCUACAACCGCGUCUUCGACGGCUUCCAGCAGACGAAGGCCGCGAUGCCGGAGAAGAAGCGCGCGCUCGCGGACAAGGCCGUCGCGCUGGGCGCGAAGAAGGCGCGGAGCCGCCUCACGGACGCCGACGGGUCGUCGCCGCCGCCGCUGACCCUGGUCGAGUCGCUCCAGCAUUUCGUGCUGGACAAGCUCGUGCUCUCGAAGGUCCGCGACAAGCUCGGCGGCAAGCUGCUCUUCGCGGGCAACGGCGGCGCGGCCCUGUCCAAGGAGGUGCGCGACUUCAUGGACGCCUGCGGCGUGCCCAUGACCAACGGCUACGGCCUCACGGAGACGUCGCCCGUGCUCACGAAGGAGAAGCCGCUCGAGCUGGCGAACGACGUCAAGGGCUCCAUCGGCGUAGCCCUGCCGGGCGUCGGCGUCAAGGUGCUCGACGCCGACGGCGCCGAGGUCGCGCCGGGCGAGCCCGGUGAGCUCUGCGCGUCGGGCCGCGGCGUCAUGCGCGGCUACUGGAAGAACCCGGACGCGACGGCGGAGGUGCUCUUCGAGGACGGCGGCGAGACGUGGUUCCGCACGGGCGACCAGUGCGUCGUCGACGCGUCGGGCCACGUGCGCAUCGUCGGCCGCAUCAAGGAGCAGUACAAGCUCGCCAACGGCAAGUACGUCGUGCCGACGCCUUUGGAGGAGCAAUUGGCGCGGAGCCGCUACGUCGCGCAGGCCUUCCUCUACGGCGACAACCGGCCCUACAACGUCGCGCUCCUCGCCCUCGACUGGGUCGCCGUCGCCGAGAAGUUCGGGAAGGCCGGGUCCGUGGCCAUGCCCGCGCCCUACCUCUUCGAGCCCGCGGCGGCCGUCGAGGGGCUGCUCGAGGCGCACGGCGCCGAGCUCAAGGCGCUCCUCGCGGACGAGAUCGCGGCCCACUCGUCGGGCUUCAAGAACUUCGAGCUCCCGGAGAAGUUCGCCAUCCUCACGGAGGGCUUCAACCUCAAGCGCGGCAUGGUCACGCCCAAGAUGUCCGUCAAGCGGCCCGCGGUCUUCGCGGCGCACGAGGCCGACGUCGACGCGCUCUACGCGGAGGACGACUGCGCCGCCGACGAGCCCAUCGCCGCGUCCGCCUAGGCGCGGCCCUUGCUUGACCCCCGCUCCCCUUCUUUAAUCUCCCCACUGCCUCUCAG